Acanthosepion pharaonis is the source of this 1113-nucleotide messenger RNA. NCBI's taxonomy places the organism in Eukaryota, Metazoa, Mollusca, Cephalopoda, Sepiida, Sepiidae. The record is from the annotation of a GenBank genome assembly.
AUGCCUUUUCCUUUCCUAUCUCUUUCAAAUCUAUCAAGUUUUCUUCCUUUUUCUUGUCCUGUUACCUAUAUUAUUUUUUUCUUUUGCUUUCUUUUUAUUUUCAUAACGUAUUCUUUUCUUUCCUUUUUCCUUCCUUUUACCUUCAUAGUUUUUCUCUAUUUCUUUAUUUCUUUAUGUCUUUCUUUCUUUCUUUCUUUUUUCUUUCUUUCUUUCUUCCCUACACAUAACAUUUAUCCUUUUAACCUUUCCUUUCUUCACACCUUUAUUUUUCCUUUUUAUCUUACUAUUUUCUUUCUUUUUCAUUCAUUUCUUUCUUUCUUUCUUUAUAACAUUUAUCUCUAUAAACUUUCCUUUUUUCUUCACUCCUUUAUUUUUCUUUUUAUCGUCGUAAUUUUAUUAUUUUCUUUCUUUUUCAUUUCUUUCUUUCUUUCUUUCUUUUCUUUCUUUCUUUCUUUCUUUCUUCACCCCUUUAUUUUUCUUCUUAUCUUACUUCCUAAUUUUACAGUUUCUUUCUUUUUCAUUUCUUUCUUUCUUCCAUAUUUCAUAACAUUUCCUUUUAUAACUUUUUCGUUCUUUCUUUCUUUCUUUCUUUCUUCACACCUUUAUUUUUCUUUUUGUUUCCAUAAUAUCUAUCUAUCUAUCUAUCUAUCUAUCUAUCUAUCUAUAUCUAUCUAUCUAUCUAUCUAUGUGUCUGUCAGUCUGUCUUUAUUACCUGUCUAUCUAUUCAUCUAUCUGUAUUCAUUAUCUAUCUAUCUAUCUAUCUAUCUAUCUAUCUAUCUAUAUUCAUUAUUAUAUAUAUAUCUGAGCAUCCUAUUCCAAUCUAUCUAUCUAUCUAUCUAUCUAUCUAUCUUAACCUAUUCUAAUCUAUCUCAGCCUAUUCUCAUCUAUCUAUCUAUCUAUCUAUCUAUCUAUCUAUCUAUCUAUCUAUCUAUCUAUCUAAAUAUCUUAGCCUAUUCUAAUCUAUCUAUCUCAGCCUAUUCUCAUCUAUCUAUCUAUCUAUCUAUCUAUCUAUCUAUCUAUCUAUCUAUCUAUCUUAGCCUAUUCUUAUCUAUCUCAGCCUAUUCUCAUCUAUCUAUCUAUCUAUCUAUCUAUCUAUCUAUCUAUCUAUCUUAG